AUGGAGCAGAGACCAACUCCAAGUCGUAUGAAUUUACAAGCAAUCAAACAAAAAAGUAAAGGUGCAAAACAGGGAUAUGACUUACUUAAGAGGAAGAGUGACGCACUUACAAAUAAGUUUCGUGGAAUGCUGAAAGAGAUCGUCGAAACAAAACGUUUAAUAGGUGAUGAGAUGAAAGAAGCAUCCUUUGCUUUAGCAAAGGCAACUUGGGCAGCAGGUGAUUUCAAGGAUCGAAUUAUAGAGUCGUGCAAAAAACCAGCUAUAUCAUUAGAUGUUGCCACAGAAAAUAUUGCAGGUGUACGCCUCCCCAUAUUUGAAUUGAAUAUUGACACAUCAGUUGAUGUUACAGGCCACAUUGGUGUAGCUAGCGGUGGACAGGUUAUUCAGUCAACAAAGGAUAUAUACCUACGAGUACUGAAAGGUUUAGUUAAAUUAGCGAGUUUACAGACUGCAUUCUUUUCUUUAGACGAGGAGAUAAAGAUGACCAAUCGCCGCGUUAAUGCUUUACAAAAUGUAGUUUUACCUAAGCUUGAUGAUGGAAUUAAUUAUAUACUAAAGGAACUAGAUGAAAUAGAGAGAGAGGAGUUCUUUAGAUUAAAGAAAAUUCAAGAAAAAAAGAAAGAGUGGGCUGAAGCUGAAGCUUUGGGGAGAGCAAGUAGAAAAGAGGAGUGUCAGUCAGAGAUAGAUGACCCGGAGUCAGUCUUUGGACAAAAAGAUGAGGGUAUACUAUUCUGA
This is a messenger RNA of Cryptosporidium muris RN66, 735 nucleotides long. RefSeq names its product vacuolar ATP synthase subunit D, putative. Lineage: Eukaryota; Apicomplexa; Conoidasida; Eucoccidiorida; Cryptosporidiidae. Gene Ontology annotation, cellular component: proton-transporting V-type ATPase complex; vacuolar membrane. The transcript is spliced from 2 exons. Bases 1 to 735 code for a protein of 244 amino acids. The record is from RefSeq and is a predicted model, not a curated record. Gene Ontology annotation, molecular function: proton-transporting ATPase activity, rotational mechanism.